This is a messenger RNA of Aspergillus puulaauensis, 5220 nucleotides long. Its product is annotated as putative Ras GTPase activating protein. Gene Ontology annotation, biological process: regulation of GTPase activity; regulation of actin cytoskeleton organization. Gene Ontology annotation, molecular function: protein binding; GTPase activator activity. The transcript is spliced from 3 exons. NCBI's taxonomy places the organism in Eukaryota, Fungi, Ascomycota, Eurotiomycetes, Eurotiales, Aspergillaceae. Gene Ontology annotation, cellular component: cytoplasm. The record is from RefSeq and is a predicted model, not a curated record. Bases 1 to 5220 code for a protein of 1739 amino acids.
AUGUCCAUGCACACAGCGUCGCUUCGCCGUGCGCAAACCGAUCUUCCGACACAAACUUCGAGUCCCCUCCGCCAUGACUCGACCGCUUCAACAAAUUCGUCGGUCUAUUCUGUCUCCUCGAGCUCUUUUGCCCCCAGUCGCACCAGCACUGUCUCCUCAAACGCGUCCGUCGGCUCGGUCACUGGCCCUGGACAUAAGCGCGGCAAAAGCGAGGUAAACACAGCAGCGAUGCAUCAAAGUAUGGGUGUAGGUGCGCCGGAAUGGUCCAACGCAAGCGCAACAUACAAAGAUAUUCGCCGUUCGCUGCGGCCGCUCACCCAAGCCCCGAACUCUUCUCCUCCAGCAAACAAACAUGUUUCAUUUCGCCACUCCAGGAGUCAAACGGUCGACAAUCCGCAGUAUUGGAAGGAGAAUCGCCCACAAACCCCCGAAACCAGUUAUGGCCAUAACCAAGACACUGAACCCCUCAAGGAAAAAGGCUCUCACAACGUGAUAACUUCUCCAAAGCCUAGCUCGCCCCAUCAUGAUUCCCCUCUCGCGAGGUCCCACGUCAGGGCGAACCACUCCCAUAGCGUUUCCAGUCCCCAUCCACCCCAAUUAACAGCCGCUCUCUCGGCUCCAGAACUGGAGACGUUCCAAAAAUCAUCCACGGGUCACCUUCGCGCCUUGUCCAAGUUUGCAAAGUCUGGUGCGACAGAGGAAUUCUCCAUCGAUACCUUCACACCUUCAGUUGUGGGACUUCAAGGACGACGGCGACUGAAGAGGUCUGACUCAGUAGCUGCCAAUCAUGGCCCAAGAACUGCUCAACGACCGACCACAUCAGCGUGGACAGCUGGACAUUGGAUGGACGCACAGCGACAAUUCUUGCAGGCUUACGAGUACCUUUGCCAUAUCGGAGAAGCCAAAGAGUGGAUUGAAGAGAUUAUCCAACAACAAAUUCCACCGAUCGUGCACCUUGAAGAAGGCCUGCGUGAUGGUGUUACCCUAGCUGAAAUCGUGCAAUCAAUGUACCCCAAUCGACCCUUGCGGAUCUUUCGGCAUCCGAAAUUGCAGUACCGGCACUCAGACAAUAUAGCCUUGUUCUUCAGAUUCCUCGACGAGGUGGAGUUACCGGAGCUCUUCAGGUUUGAGCUUAUCGACUUGUACGAGAAGAAGAAUAUACCCAAAGUGAUACACUGUAUCCACGCGCUGUCAUGGCUAUUAUUCAAGAACGGUCUUGUCGACUUCCGAAUGGGUAACCUUGUUGGUCAACUACAGUUCGAACACCAUGAACUAGAACAGACCCAGAAAGGUCUAGAUAAGGCAGGGGUUAGCAUGCCGAGCUUUACUGGCAUGGCCGCCAACUUCGGCGCUGAGCCAGAACCUGAACCCGAGUCAGAAGAGGACCGAAUCGAACGAGAACUACGCGAAAACGAAGAUUCUAUUGUCGAUUUCCAGGCUCAACUCCGGGGCGCGAUGUUACGUUUAAGCUUGGGCAACUUGAUGAACGAUCUGUGGGACUUCGAGCCGCUACUCGUCGAGCUUCAAUCCAUGAUACGAGCAGAUUGGACGAGGCAAGUGGUCCAGUAUCGCAUCGAUAUGCGAAAGUUUGCCGUCAACCUCCAAGCAAAUUGCCGCGGGUUCAUCGCGCGACAUCGCCAAAGGGAUACCAAGCAAAAUUACAAGGCCCUCGAGAAAAACAUUCUCCAGUUUCAAAGCGCAAUUCGGGGUUCUAAAGCUAGGGUUCAAGCAGAUUAUCUCCGCAUUCAGCUGUUGAGACAGGAAUCGGGGAUUAAACAAAUUCAAGCUGCUGUCAGGGGUGCUCUUCAACGUAAAGCCGUCUACGAUCUUUACGAUGACGUCUCAGACGCCGAGGGGCAGGUCAAACUGCUGCAGGCUGCUAUCCGUGGAGCUUUGCAACGCUCACGAGUCUCAAAACAAUACGAAGAGGCCCAGUGUGCGGAGGAAAAAGUUCAAGGACUGCAAGCAGCAAUUCGCGGUGCGUUGCUGCGUAGCCGCAUGGGCGCUCAGUCAGAAGAGAUUGCGCAAGCCGAGGGAAGUGCAGAUGUUGUUCAGGCGGCAAUUCGAGGGAUGCUGCUUCGUCAAAAUAUCGCCCAAACGCUUUCGUCUCUCGGUGCCGAAACUCAGUCGAUAGUAUCUAUCCAAGCAUACGCCCGUGCCGCAGCCGCUAGAAAAUCACAGUCUGCAUUGAACGCGUCGCUUGCUAGGGAAAUGCAAAGCUUUAUUAACCUUCAAUCUAUGGUUCGUGGCGGCUCUCUGCGAAAAGACAUUGCAACUACACGAGAGGCACUGGCGCAACACCUUUCUUCGUUGAUUGACAUCCAAAGCACUGCCCGUGCCAAUGCCUUGCGGUCUUUCUUGGAGUCCCAGAGGGAAGCUCUCGCAAAAGAGAGCAGCUCUGUUUUGGACGUUCAAUCCAUGGCCCGCGGUGUCAUCCUAAGGUCGCGCCUGGAAGAGGAUCGCUCAAGGCUGCAACAGGAAGAACCCGCCAUCGUGGAGCUCCAAGCACUCGCCCGCGCAGCUGUUCUACGGAUCCACGUUGGAGAUAUUCUAGAGCAGCUGGACGAUUGUGACUAUGAGAUCAGCGAAUUACAAGCGCAUAUCAGAGCCAUGAUCGUCCGAGUAGAUGUCGGUCAAACACUGGCUGAGCUUGCAGCCGAAGAAGACAUCAUCACCGAUUUCCAGUCCCGAAUCAGAGGACACGUUGUCCGAGCGAAAUUUGAAGAAAAACGCCGUUACUACCAGGAGAACAUGGAGAAAGUCGUCAAGGCGCAAAGCUUUGUGCGGGGCCGAAUCCAAGGCCAGGCAUACAAGAGUCUCACAAGCGGUAAAAAUCCACCUGUAGGAACGGUAAAAGGAUUCGUGCACCUUCUAAACGACAGCGAGUUCGACUUUGAUGAGGAAAUCGAGUCCGAUCGCACCAGAAAGUUAGUGGUACAGCAGGUUCGGCAAAACGAAAUGGCGGAACAGUACAUCAGUCAGCUUGAUAUCAAGAUUGCUCUUCUGGUGAAGAACAAAAUCACGCUGGACGAGGUUGUCAAACACCAGAAACACUUCGGUGGUCACGUUGGGAAUCUGCUUUCCAAUACAGAGAUCUCCUCGAAGGACCCAUUCGAUCUCAAAGCUCUAAACAAAACUUCGCGGAGGAAAUUAGAAUACUAUCAAGUGUUCUUCUUCCUCCUUCAAACGCAAUCUCAGUACCUCGCCAAACUUUUCCGACGUCUCCGUGAAGUAAACACCCCUGAAAAGGAGUACGAAAGGAUACGGCACUUAAUGAUGGGUCUCUUCGGGUAUUCUCAGAAAAGGCGUGAGGAGUACUACCUCAUCAAGUUGCUAGCUCGUUCAGCUCGGGAGGAGGUCGAGAGCUUUACUUCUAUCCACGAGUAUUUGCGCUGCAGCUCCUUCUGGAACAAGCUUUUUGCAUCGUAUAUCAAAUCCCCUCGUGACCGGAAAUUCAUGCGAGAUGUCCUCAGUACGGCAGUGAAAGAAAACAUUGUCGAAAACUCCGAGUUGGAUCUGGAAAGUGAUCCGAUACAAAUCUACCGUUCCGCCAUCAAUAACGAGGAGCUCAGGACUGGACAGCGCAGUCGACGUCCGCUUGAUAUUCCGAGAGAAGAAGCCAUCCGAGACCCCGAAACAAGGGCGACUUUCAUCCAACAUCUGCAAGACCUUCGAGACAUUGCAGAUCAAUUCUUUGCUGCGCUGGAAGAGCUUCUGUAUCGCAUGCCCUUCGGAAUCCGUUACAUUGCCAAGGACAUGUAUGAAAGCCUACUUUCUCGGUUCUCCAGCGAAGACCCAGGGUACAUCCUUCAGACGGUUGGUCAUUGGGUGUGGAAGAAUUAUUUCCAGCCAGCGAUCAUGGAACCAGAGAAGUUCGGAGUGGUGGACAGGGGGUUGACGCAAGAGCAAAAGCGGAACUUGUCGGAGAUUGCAAAAGUCAUCGCUCAAGCUUCAUCUGGGCGGCUUUUUGGUGCAGAGAAUGUAUAUCUUCAGCCUUUGAACACCUACAUUGCGGAGUGCAUUCAACGACUGGGGGACAUCUGGGGUGAAUUGAUCACCGUCCAGGAUGCCGAAACAUACUUUGACAUUGAUGAGUUCAACGACCUUUACGCCAAAACAAAACCAACAUUAUACAUCAAAAUGUCUGAUAUAUUCUCUAUCCACCACCUGGUCGCUUCCAACAUCCACUACAUCUGCCCCAAUCCGGACGACUUCCUGAAAGAGGUGGUCCGCGACCUGGGGAAUGUCAAGUCGAAUGAGAACGAGUUGAUGAGCGUCAACUCUUCUGAAAUUAAUUUGACAUUGAUCCCAAAACUCGCGCAAACCGAAGAUCCGGAAGCCGAUGUCAAGGCUUUGUUCAUGGAGACCAAGAGAUGCGUACUCUAUAUCAUUCGUGUACAGUCUGGAGCCAACCUUUUGGAGAUUAUGGUGACGCCACCUACCAAGGAAGACGAAGGGAAAUGGAUGACACUCGUGCGUGAUGAGCUGAGUGCCCAUAACACAGAACGAAGCGCAUACUCCGAAGCCAAUAGCCUAGUUGAUAUCGCCUCCAUGGGCUAUUCAGAGUUGAAGCGAACGGCCCUGGAAAACAUCUUGCAACUUGAACGCGCAGGAAAGAUCCGCCGCAACAACCACUACCAAGAUCUUCUCAACGCCAUCGCCAUUGACAUCCGAACAAAACAUCGCCGCAGAAUCCAACGCCAGCGAGAAUUGGAAAGUGCUCAUAUGACCCUUAACCGCCUCAACGGUCAAGCUGUUUGGUUGGACCAGCAGCUCAAGACAUAUAACGAUUAUAUCGAGCAGGCAAUGGUGACGUUGCAAAGCAAAAAAGGCAAGAAGAGGUUCCUUAUGCCUUUUACUAAACAAUGGGAUCACCAACGUGAGCUUCAAAAAACCGGCAAGGUAUUCAAGUUUGGAUCGUACAAAUACUCGGCCCGAAAUCUCGCGGACAAAGGAGUCCUGGUCUAUUGGAAGGGCUAUACAGAACGACAGUGGGAUCGCGUUGACCUGACCAUUUCGAGUAAUGAAGUCGGCGUCUUCACACUCGAUGGAAGCAGCGGUCCCAUGAUGGUCCCCGGCGCCAAUGCACAGGUUCCCUUGGAUGACCUCCUGCAAGCUCAGUUCAACAAUAUGCAGUUCCUCGACUUCUUUGAAGGAGCCCUGCGGGUCAACGUCAAUCUGUUCCUGCAUCUAAUUAUGAGGAAAUUUUAUAACGAAUAA